Molecule: messenger RNA, 303 nt
Organism: Baudoinia panamericana UAMH 10762
Lineage: Eukaryota; Fungi; Ascomycota; Dothideomycetes; Mycosphaerellales; Teratosphaeriaceae
Exons: 2
Coding region: 1-303 (100 amino acids)
Biological process (GO): attachment of spindle microtubules to kinetochore
Cellular component (GO): mitotic spindle; DASH complex
Source: RefSeq, a predicted model, not a curated record
AUGGACGCCGCUCAACCUCGCGCCACGGCUCCUUCCCAUGCUCAGGGCGGGGGUGAAGCAGAACCGACACCGCUCGAGCAAGACGUGCUGAACGAGUACGCGAAGCUCGUCGGCAACCUCGACAACCUCUCCAGCAUCCUCGCGGAGCUGGCGGCAAACCCCUCGGUGGAGAUUCUGGAUGCUUUGCGCGGGUUAGAGCGCAAGACGACGACCGUUUUCACGCUGCUAAAGGCGAGUGUGUAUAGUAUUGUGCUGCAGCAGGAGAUCUAUGGGGAGGAUGAGCAGCAGCAAGGGGGGUCAUGA